AUGAAUCACAAAAUGGACUUCUGGAAUCUGGCAACCAGAAUAAUUUUCUUAUUACAAACUGCAACUGGAAUUCUGGGAAAUGUUUUCCUUAUUUUCUACUAUUUAGUGCUUUACUCCAGAGAAUGUUCAUUAAAGCCCACAGAUUUGAUUCUGGUGAACCUAAUGGCAGCCAAUCUGCUGAUAUUUCUCUCUAUAGGUGUGCCCCAAACAAUGGCAAUUCAGGGACUGAAGGAGUUCUUGAAUUACUUAGAAUGUGAGCUUAUGUUAUACCUUCAAGGAUUUGCUCGAGGUGUGUCCAUUUGUACCAUUUUCCUCUUGAGUGUUUUCCAAACCCUGACCAUAAGUCCCAAGAAAUCUUUUUGGAAGUAUGAAGUCAAAGCUGCCAAGUACAUUGGCUGUUGCAUUUCCGUCCCCUGGGUCUUGAAUGUGUUCAUUAAUUCCAUUGCAUUUCUCUAUACAUUUAUCACAAAGAAUAAUACAAACGUAAGAAGAAUACGAGAUUUUGGGUACUGUCAUCUUCUUAUAGGGAGUGAUGACAUCAGUGACACACUCUAUGUCGCAUUGGUGGUGUGUACUGAAGUAGUGUUUUCUGUGCUCAUUGCCUUGACAAGUGUUAUCAAGAUUGUCAUUCUGUACAGACACAAGAAGAGGGUGCAGCACAUCCGUAGCACUCAUGGUUCCAGCCAAACGUCCCCAGAGUCCAGAGCCACUCAGAACAUCCUCACAGUGGUGACUACUUUUCUGCUCUUUUGUACUCUCACCUCCUUCUUAAGAGGCUGUGUAGCUCUUUUUCAUAGUCACAGUUGGUGGCUUGUGAAUAUCAAUCACUUCACUUCUCUGUGUUUUCCUACUUUUGCACCCUUUGUUCUUAUGAGACAUCACUCCAUUGUAUGUAGAUUUACUCUGUGUUGGUUAAGACAAUAA
Messenger RNA from Apodemus sylvaticus (European woodmouse), 924 nucleotides. RefSeq names its product vomeronasal type-1 receptor 4-like. Gene Ontology annotation, molecular function: pheromone receptor activity. The record is from RefSeq and is a predicted model, not a curated record. The transcript has a single exon. Gene Ontology annotation, cellular component: membrane. Gene Ontology annotation, biological process: G protein-coupled receptor signaling pathway. Lineage: Eukaryota; Metazoa; Chordata; Mammalia; Rodentia; Muridae. Bases 1 to 924 code for a protein of 307 amino acids.